CCUAGAGAUGGCAAAUCCUGAGGUGAUUAUAAGUACGUGCAGCUCUCACGAAGAGGAAAAUCACUGUAGUUUUAACCAGCAUUCAUCUCCGUCUGAGGAGCUUCUCCUAGAGGAACAGAUGAGGCGAAAACUCAAAUUUUUUUUCAUGAAUCCUUGUGAGAAGUUCUGGGCUCGAGGUAGAAAGCCAUGGAAACUUGCCAUCCAAAUUCUAAAAAUUGCAAUGGUGACUAUCCAGUACUUGCAGCUCUGCAAUGUCUCGGUGGGGAAUCAUGCUUACGAGAACAAGGGCACCCAGCAGUCAGCGAUGGCAAUCUGUCAGCACUUCUACAAGCGAGGAAGCAGCUAUCCUGGAAAUGACACUUUUGACAUCGAUCCAGAAAUUGAAACUGAAUGCUUCUUUGUCGAGCCAGACGAAUCUUUUCACAUUGGAACACCAGAAGAAAAUAAACUCAACUUAUUGCUGGACUUCCACAGACUCCUAACAGUAGAGCUCCAGUUUAAAUUGAAAGCCAUUAAUUUGCAGACAGUUCGUCAUCAAGAGCUCCCUGAUUGCUAGGACUUUACUCUGACUAUAACAUUUGACAACAAGGCUCAUAGUGGAAGGAUUAAAAUAAGCUUAGAUAAUGACAUUUCCAUCAGAGAAUGUAAAGACUGGCAUGUGUCUGGAUCAAUUCAGAAGAACACUCAUUACAUGAUGAUCUUCGAUGCUUUUGUCAUUCUGGCUUGUUUGGCAUCCUUAAUGCUCUGUGUUAGAUCUGUGGUUAGAGGACUUCAACUUCAGCAGGAAUUUGUCAAUUUCUUCCUCCUCCAUUACAAGAAGGAAGUUUCUGUUUCUGAUCAAAUGGAAUUUGUCAAUGGAUGGUACAUUAUGAUUAUUAUUAGCGACAUCUUGACAAUCAUUGGAUCAAUUCUAAAAAUGGAAAUCCAAGCUAAGAGUCUGACAAGUUAUGAUGUCUGUAGCAUACUUCUCGGGAUUUCUACCAUGCUUGUGUGGCUUGGAGUCAUCCGAUACCUCGGUUUCUUUGAGAAGUACAAUCUCCUGAUUUUGACCCUUCAUGCUGCGCUACCCAACGUCAUCAGGUUCUGCUGCUGUGCGGCCAUGAUUUAUUUAGGCUAUUGCUUCUGUGGAUGGAUCGUCUUGGGGCCUUACCAUGAUAAGUUCCGGUCUCUGAACAUGGUCGCUGAGUGCCUUUCCUCUCUGAUCAAUGGAGAUGACAUGUUUGCCACAUUUGCAAAAAUGCAGCAAAAAAGUGACUUGGUCUGGCUGUUUAGCAGAAUUUACCUCUGCUCAUUCAUCAGCCUCUUUAUACAUAUGAUUUUAAGUCUUUUCAUUGCACUGAUCACUGAUACAUAUGAAACAAUUAAGCAUUACCAACAAGAUGGCUUCCCAGAGACUGAACUUUGGACAUUUAUAUCAGAGUGUAAGGAUCUACCCAACUCUGGAAAAUAUAGAUUAGAAGAUGACCCUCCUGUAUCUUUAUUCUGCUGUUGUAAAAAGUAGCUCUCGGGCUUAUCUGUGAUUUAGAGGACAGUAUAAUAUGUGACUGAGCUGGAAGACUGUGUGGAUAUUUUGAGGUCAGAUGUAGUAUGCUUGAAGACUAUUAUUUUGAGCUAAUUGAUAAUUCACAAAGGACUAUGUUUAUAUGUAAGAGCAAUAUUUAAUGUCUUUACAGUUUUAUGCUG
Molecule: messenger RNA, 1683 nt
Organism: Carlito syrichta (Philippine tarsier)
Lineage: Eukaryota; Metazoa; Chordata; Mammalia; Primates; Tarsiidae
Gene: MCOLN3
Product: mucolipin 3
Exons: 11
Cellular component (GO): lysosomal membrane; plasma membrane
Molecular function (GO): NAADP-sensitive calcium-release channel activity
Source: RefSeq, a predicted model, not a curated record